ACAACCACGAGCCCAUCAAACGAAUCGCAGCCGUCAGAUCCCUCUCCCAAACCCUAACAACCAAACCCCUCCUACAUAAUCCUUCCUUCUCAGUCCCUCCACCGCCGCCGCCUCUCCUCGUCUCCCGCCGUCUCCUCUCUCCCGAAGCCCAGCUCGUCGAGAUGUCGUCCGAGGCGGCGAAGGUCGUGGUGCCGGAGUCGGUGCUCCGUAAGAGGAAGCGGGAAGAGCUCUGGGCCGCGGAUAAGAAGGAGAAGGCCGUGGCCGAGAAGAAGAAGGCCAGCGAGAACCGCAAGGUCAUCUUCGCCCGCGCCAAGCAGUACGCCGAGGAGUACGAAUCCCAGGACAAGGAGCUUGUGCAGCUGAAGCGUGAGGCCCGGUUGAAGGGUGGGUUCUAUGUCAGUCCUGAGGCCAAGCUUCUAUUUGUCGUCCGCAUCCGUGGUAUCAAUGCGAUGCACCCAAAGACCAGGAAGAUCUUGCAGCUUUUGCGUUUGAGGCAGAUCUUUAAUGGCGUGUUCCUGAAGGUCAACAAGGCUACCAUUAACAUGCUGCGCAGGGUUGAACCGUAUGUUGCAUAUGGGUACCCAAACUUGAAGAGUGUCAGGGAGUUGAUCUACAAAAGGGGUUAUGGAAAGCUCAACAAGCAAAGAAUUCCUCUGACCAACAACAAAGUCAUCGAGGAGGGCUUGGGAAAGCACAACAUCAUCUGCAUUGAGGAUCUUGUUCACGAGAUCUUGACUGUGGGCCCACAUUUCAAGGAGGCCAACAACUUCCUCUGGCCAUUCAAGCUGAAGGCACCACUGGGAGGCCUCAAGAAGAAGAGGAACCACUACGUUGAGGGUGGUGAUGCUGGUAACCGUGAGAACUACAUCAAUCAGCUCGUCAGAAGGAUGAAUUAGGCUCUUGAUUAUGCACUCUGUUCGAAGGGUUAUUUUGUAUGAAACUUAUAUUACAUUAGGAAGUGAACUAUGACUGAGUAUGCUGCAAUUUUUGAUAUUCAGAACUAGACAUGUGAAGAAAUCUCAGGUUUCCUCCGGAGGUUGAGUUAUUUACUGUUUUUAUAGUGGGGUAUGAAUAUGUUUUUGUUUCUGCCAUUCACCAAUGUUAAAUGUUGAUGCUGAGCUACGUUGAUAUGCACUGUUA
Messenger RNA from Brachypodium distachyon (stiff brome), 1140 nucleotides. RefSeq names its product 60S ribosomal protein L7-2. The record is from RefSeq and is a predicted model, not a curated record. The transcript is spliced from 7 exons. Gene Ontology annotation, molecular function: RNA binding; structural constituent of ribosome. Gene Ontology annotation, cellular component: cytosolic large ribosomal subunit. NCBI's taxonomy places the organism in Eukaryota, Viridiplantae, Streptophyta, Magnoliopsida, Poales, Poaceae. Bases 162 to 896 code for a protein of 244 amino acids. Gene Ontology annotation, biological process: maturation of LSU-rRNA from tricistronic rRNA transcript (SSU-rRNA, 5.8S rRNA, LSU-rRNA).